AUGAUCCUGAUCUGGGUCGGGUCAGUCAAGAAGUGGCCAUUCUGGCUCGCCUGCAACACCCCCAAUGUUGUGAAGUGCAUUUCUUUUUUGCUGCAGGUGCUGGAGGUGUUUGAGAAUGAGGGAUUCUUCCAAAUGGUCAUGGAGAAGCAUGGGGAUGGGCUAGACCUGUUUGAGUUUAUCGACAUGCCAGCCAGACUGGAUGAGCCUCUAGCCAGCUACAUCUUCAGACAGUUGGUAGCCGCAGUGAGUUAUCUGCGUAGCAAAAGCGUGCUCCACAGGGACAUAAAGGAUGAAAAUAUCAUCAUAAACUCUAAAUUCCACAUCCGGCUGAUCGACUUUGGCUCUGCUGCCCUGCUGGAACCCGGAAAGCUCUUCUAUACCUUCUGUGGUACUCUGGAGUACUGCUCACCAGAGGUGCUUCUGGGAAACCCAUACAAGGGUCCAGAGCUGGAGAUGUGGUCUCUAGGAGUGUUCUUAUACACCUUACUCUUCAGUGAAAACCCGUUUGGCUGUGUGGAGGAAACCCUGCAGGCCCGACUCAACCCUCCAUGCCCGAUCUCUACAGAGUUGUAUGCACUGUUGGCUGGUCUUUUGCACCCAGUGGUUGAUGAAAGAAUGACUCUAGAGGAUCUCUUGGAGUCGCAGUGGAUUCAGCAACCCAUAAAUCUAGCAGAGUACUCGUGGGGAGAGGUCUUUCCCUCUAGCGAAGUAUCCACAGAACAUGUUGAGUCCAACUCAUGUGUGAACCGGGCAGAUAUCCUCUACCUGGACCUCGAAAACAAUCUGAGCACUUCAGAGGACACCCCUUUAGUAGAUGAAGAUGAAGAUGAGGAACAGAGGAGAACAAUGGCGGCACUGCAAUCCGAGCUGCUGAAAUAUCUCACUGAUGUGUGAGGAGCUGUUGUGAAAGAAAUACUAAUGUGUUCUGCUCAACCAUGAGCACUAAUGCACAAUGUCUGCAGAACUCUCACUCCACCUGCCACUGUCCUCCUUGAUGAUACCAGUCCGUCCAAAAGAGCAAAAGGAAAGUAUAACUGGGAAUGGAAGCCAUCUGUGUUGCUAAGAAACAGCUUUAUCUCUGUGCUCGGUGAAGGAAUAGGAGUGUAUUUAUGAAUGUUGUUUUUCACCUUUCAUGGAGUUUUUAAAACCUUGUAUUCUGAGAUGUAGAAAAUUCUUGCUGUUUGUUGUAAUGUUGUGGUGUUGAGCACAAGAAUUGUCCUGUUAAAACAUGAUGAAACAUGCGCUAGACCUUGAUGAGGUUUGUUUUAUUAUUAGGCCUUCAGAGCUUGAAAAGAAUUUUAGGUUGAUUUUUAACAUUUUAAAUUAUGAAUAUUUUUAAUAUUUUUAACUUUUAAAAGUUUAUCCUAUGAAUAAAUUAUUGGCAUGAUUUCAGUGUACUUUGGUUGUCGGUUACUCUGAAUUGUUUUUAUUUUUUCAACUUAUUCUCAGGCUUUGUAAAGCUUCAAUCAGGUGUUAAUGUCAGUUGAUUUCUUCAAUAAAAUUAUUAGCAGUUUA
Messenger RNA from Carassius auratus (goldfish), 1515 nucleotides. Its product is annotated as PAS domain-containing serine/threonine-protein kinase-like. Bases 1 to 894 code for a protein of 297 amino acids. Gene Ontology annotation, molecular function: ATP binding; protein serine/threonine kinase activity. Gene Ontology annotation, cellular component: cytoplasm; nucleus; cytosol. NCBI's taxonomy places the organism in Eukaryota, Metazoa, Chordata, Actinopteri, Cypriniformes, Cyprinidae. The transcript is spliced from 6 exons. Gene Ontology annotation, biological process: protein phosphorylation; negative regulation of glycogen biosynthetic process; intracellular signal transduction. The record is from RefSeq and is a predicted model, not a curated record.